Wasmannia auropunctata (little fire ant) is the source of this 2581-nucleotide messenger RNA. RefSeq names its product protein-associating with the carboxyl-terminal domain of ezrin. Bases 465 to 2378 code for a protein of 637 amino acids. The record is from RefSeq and is a predicted model, not a curated record. NCBI's taxonomy places the organism in Eukaryota, Metazoa, Arthropoda, Insecta, Hymenoptera, Formicidae. The transcript has 5 exons.
GCAUAUAGAUAUAAUGGCAUAAGGGAGAGAACAACGGUGGAAGGAAAGGUUCGAAGAAAUAUUUAAUUUCGCAAAGAAGGCCGGAAGAGUUAUCUGAAUUAGUGAUCCAAAAAUGACGGGGGGAGGGUAAUUAUCUAGGCGUUAUAUAACGCUAAGGAGAGAUCGAAGGCGCGCACACCGCCCAUCCAAAACCCGGUGGAAUUUACUUAAGGAGAGGAGGAAAAAAAACACCUUGGCGCACACCAAAAAAUCUCGGCGUUAUCGGAGCGCGUGAUCGCGCGGAAUCUGCGGAAGCGGCGAGCCUGUCAUUCGCCGAAUCGCACGGAUUGGUACUAUUGGUAGACCAAAUGGGACUCGCAUCGCCCAGCCCCGCGUCGUCGGUGUCCCCGAGCGAUCCGCUCCCGCGUCCGACGACGUAACUGACGGCCGACGCCGCCGUCGGCAGUGUGCACGUCGGCCGACUAAUGGGGAACGAGAAGAGUGCUCUGCGCGGCCUCGAGAUCGAGGACAAGGCCGUCGAGGUGACGGACUACUGGAUGCACCACGAUGCGAGCGUGCGCGACUCGAGCCUGCAGAGACUGUCCAUCUUCAUCAGCGAGCCGUCCUUGCACUUCGCGGCGACGUUCGGGAGACCAUCGCCUUUGGAGCGAGCGGCAAAGAAUUUUAUGUUACAUCGGCAUCCCUGCAUCCUGAAGUAUAUCUCCUCGUGGAGCAAAGGUAGCAAGUUCUUUCUCGCCACGGAAGAGGCCAGGCCGUUGGUCCAGGUUAUCGAGAAGCAGAAUGUACUGCAAAUAUGUAUCGGCUUGCACAGUAUCCUGCGAGCCUUGAUAUUCCUGCACGAGACCGCACUGGCGUCGCACAACAACGUGUGCAGCAGCUCCAUUUACGUCACCGCGGAGGGAUAUUGGAAAUUGGGUGGAUUGGAGUGCCUGUGUAAAUUCGCGGACGCGACGCCGGCGUAUUAUCAGCGAAUAAAGAGCUACAGAUACGAGAAGGGGAUAUCGUCGAAUGAGGACGUAGCCGAUUUAGUUAAGACUGCUAAUCUCACUGCGAUCGAUUCGUACGCGUUUGGAGUGUUGGCGGAGGAUAUUCUGAAGAAUUUACAAGAUACAGAUGAAGCACCAAAUUUGUUGGAAUUUCGGGAGUUUUGUAGAAAGAAUCUGCAGAAUUCGGACGCGUGUCUGAGGAGUAGAUUGUUGAAUGUGCUGCAGCAUUCGUUUUUCACCCACGAAUUCAUAAGGAUACAUGCGUUUCUGGAAGAAUUGCCAUUGAAAACUGAUGUUGAAAGGGAAGAGUUUUUCACGAAAUUAAGGCAGCAAUUACAGAUGUAUCCCGAGGCUGUUGUUGCCGAACAACUAGGCAGAGUGCUUCUUUCCAGGAUAGUUUUGUUGGAUAGCACUGCCCAAGUAAAACUUUUACCUUUUAUCUUUAAACCCAAAGAUGAGAAAAACGAUUUGGGGACUAGUCUAUUCACAGUUCCUACCUUUAAGACUAUUUUAGUACCGAGACUUCUGCAAAUGUUCUGCAUUCGAGAUGUCUCUAUUCGCCUGCUGCUGCUUUCCCACUUCAGUUCGUUCGUUUACGUGUUCGAGGCGGACGAAUUGAAAAGUCACAUUCUUCCCGAGUUACUCGUCGGGAUAAAGGACACCAACGACGAUCUCGUCUGCGCCACGUUAAGGGCACUGGCCGAGAUAGUGCCGAUCCUGGGCGCGGCGACGGUUAUCGGUGGUAACAGGGGGAAAUUAUUUACGGACGGUCGGCCGAAUAAGAAGACGAUCCGCGGCAAGAACCUCGAUGACAUUAGGAAAGCUUUAACAUUCGCUCAGGAGAUGCCCGUCUUCGUGAGCGUGGACGAGAGCAACGUGCACUUGGCGGAGAGGCCGUCGCCGGACGGCGGCGAGGAUAAGAGGGAGAAGGAAUUCUCGUUCGCCGAGGAGGAGGUCACCUGGUCGGACUGGGAGACGCAGGAGCCGGUCGGCAACGGCCAUCGCCACGCGGAGGAGGCACCCGUGGACCACGUGCCAGCGGAGGUGCAAGAUAACCGCGACGCGAGCUCGUCCCCGCCUCCGCCCGAAUUGCCGUCGAGCGUCGAGAAGCCGAAGUACACGAAGAAGCUGGUGCUCUCCGACAUUACCGAGCUCGACAUAAAGAACUCGAAGGUGAUAAAGUCGCCGAAGGAGGAGUUCGACUUCUUCACGGAUAUGGAGCCUGUGAUACAGAAGACGCAGAUCUUGCACGUGCCGGAGGUGCAAUCGCCGAAGAGCAUGUUCGACGUGAAGGCGUCGGGUGCCGCUCUGGAAGAGCACGACGUUAAUGGCUGGGGCGAGGACUUGAGUGACUUAAGUAUAGACGAUACGUACGAACUGGCGGAGCAGUGAGCUUAAUAAAAAAUAUACAUAUAAAUAUAAAAGAAGAAAUCAUUCGCACAAAAGGACGCGAACGAGCUCAUACGACAAAUGAAUACUCCCGAUUGUAUCCAUUAACGUCCACUCAGUAUAUGUGAUUACCAACACCAUGUAAACUACCCAAAUAAGUAUUUUUAAUAAAUGUAAAAUAUAUGAUGGGCUAAAGUUAUACAAUA